AUGUUCAAGAGAAUCUCGAGUGUUUUGCCACAGCGUUUGGCAGUUAUUUCUCGUCCUUCAUUGACAAGAGCCUAUGCAGCUUAUAAUCGUGCCAAGCCACACGUUAACGUUGGUACCAUUGGCCACGUUGAUCAUGGUAAAACCACGUUGACUGCAGCCAUCACCAAGGUCUUGUCCGAAAAGGGCCAAGCUAAUUUCUUGGACUACGGUUCAAUUGAUAGAGCACCAGAGGAAAGAGCUAGAGGUAUCACUAUUUCAGCUGCCCACGUGGAGUACGAAACCGAUAAAAGACACUAUGCCCACUCUGAUUUGCCAGGCCACUCCGAUUACAUCAAGAAUAUGAUUACUGGUGCUUCUCAAAUGGACGGUGCCAUUAUUGUUGUUGCUGCCACCGAUGGCCAAAUGCCUCAAACGAGAGAACACAUGUUGUUGGCCAGACAAGUUGGUAUUCAAAACUUGGUUGUGUUUGUCAACAAGGUCGACACGAUCGAUGAUCCUGAAAUGUUGGAAUUGGUUGAGAUGGAAAUGAGAGAAUUGUUGGCUUCUUACGGAUUCGAUGGUGAGGCUACUCCUGUUAUUAUGGGUUCUGCAUUGUGUGCUUUGGAAGGUAGGCAACCGGAAAUUGGUGUUCAAGCCAUCGAAAAAUUGUUGGAUGCCGUUGACGAACAUAUCCCAACCCCAGAAAGAGAUGCCGACCAGCCAUUCUUGAUGCCCGUUGAAGAUGUCUUUUCCAUCUCUGGUAGAGGUACCGUCGUCACCGGUAGGGUCGAAAGAGGAAGCUUGAAAAAGGGUGAAGAAGUUGAAAUCAUUGGUGAAAACUCGUUUAAAGCCACUUCCACCGGUGUUGAAAUGUUUAAGAAGGAAUUGGACGCUGCUAUGGCCGGUGACAACUGUGGUAUCUUGUUGAGAGGUGUCAAGAGAGACGAAGUUAGAAGAGGUAUGGUUUUGGCUAAACCAGGAAGCUGUACUCCUCACCAGAAAUUCUUGGCUUCCAUCUAUAUCUUGACCGCCGAAGAAGGUGGUCGUAGCACUCCAUUUGGUGAAGGCUACAAGCCCCAAUGCUUCUUUAGAACCACCGACGUUACUGCUACAUUCUCCUUCCCUGAAGGUGAAGGCGUUGACCACUCCCAAAUGGUUAUGCCAGGUGACAACGUGGAGAUGAUUGGUACUUUGAUCAAGAAGGCACCAUUGGAAUUGAACCAGCGUUUCAAUAUAAGAGAAGGUGGUAAAACCGUGGGUACCGGUAUGGUUACCAGAAUUAUCGAGUAG
Lodderomyces beijingensis is the source of this 1269-nucleotide messenger RNA. The record is from the annotation of a GenBank genome assembly. NCBI's taxonomy places the organism in Eukaryota, Fungi, Ascomycota, Pichiomycetes, Serinales, Debaryomycetaceae.